This is a messenger RNA of Nomascus leucogenys (northern white-cheeked gibbon), 2869 nucleotides long. It is a transcript of the gene SMIM38, whose product is annotated as small integral membrane protein 38. Bases 856 to 1011 code for a protein of 51 amino acids. The record is from RefSeq and is a predicted model, not a curated record. The transcript has a single exon. Lineage: Eukaryota; Metazoa; Chordata; Mammalia; Primates; Hylobatidae.
UGCUGCUGGGGGUCCACCGGUCUCCUUCCUGGGGGAUGAAGCCGGUUUCUUGCGCUGACCCCCUUGCCGUCAGAGGCCCGGAGCGUGGUCCCUGUGCUGCUGAGCUGUGUUUGGGGCCGCCUGUGGGCUGCGGCGGCCUGUCCUCAUCUUCUCCCCCUUUCUCCUUGGCUUUUCAUCCACAGGCUCCGUCCUCCUUCCCCGCGGUGGCCCCAGCCUCCCCGCCAAGCUUCCCGGCCCCCGCCCCAUCCCGGGCCUGCUGCCGCGGAGACCGUGGGCCGUCGCUGGACGGCGCGGCCUCCAGAAGUGAUAGCUAAUUGGGGAGAGAAAGGGCCCAAUUGUCUGGCGGGGCCGGAAGAGCCGCGUGGGCUGCUGAAAGCGCCGGGAGGAGGUGGCCGCUUCGCCCAGCAGCUGCCGCCGGGGAUGUUUGCAGAUUACGUCAGUGCUGGCGAGCAGGGGGCGCGGGGACAGCGAGGGGGGCGGGCUCCCGGCGGCCUCCCGCCCCCCAGGCCCCUGGACAAUGCUGUCAUUGUCAGCACAGAGAGUGGUUAAUUCUGGAUGAAUGGUACACGGGCCUCUUGACCAAGGAGGCUGCUUGUCGUCCCCAGUCUGUCCUCUCACAUGCCAGGGAGGCCCUGGGCUGGAGUCUGGCAGGCAGAUCUGGCCUGCUUGGUGGCACCGGAGAGAACAGGGCAGUCCCUUGGGGGCGCCGGCUGCAGAGGCCCCAGGCUGGACGGAGCUUCCUGACCUGGGUCUGCACGGCGGCCACUUGGCAAUGCCGGGCUAGGGUGGCAGGGCUCCACUGCAUCUCGGUUCCAGGGCACAGGCUGCUGCUGCCCUUUGGGGCUGACCUCAGGCAUGACCUCCUGGCCAGGUGGCAGCUUUGGCCCUGACCCGCUCCUGGCCCUGCUGGUGGUGAUCCUGCUGGCACGCCUCAUCCUGUGGUCCUGCCUCGGGACCUACAUUGACUACAGACUGGCCCAGCGGCGGCCCCAGAAACCCAAGCAGGACUAGGGCCUCUGCAGGCUGCGGCCUCCACGAGCCCUGUCCCGAGACUCAGCCGGCCCUUCCAGGGGUGGUGGAAGGGAGGGGAGCAGGGCAGGCGCAUGACCCCCAUUUCCCAACCCUGGGGCAGGAGCUCAGAGAGGCCUGAGAUGGAUCGUGCCUGCCCAGGCUGACCAGGGCUGUCCCGUACAGGCAGCUGGCCAUGUGGGGAGACGGAGGGGCUGGCCUUGCAGGUCCAUCACCAGGUUCUGGGGUCCCUGGUUGCAGGGAGUGGUCCUGGGGGUGGGUCUUGCUUUAAGACCUUCUCUGCCUCCAAUUCCUUAUAAAUAUGCCUGCAGGAAGAGCUGGGUAAGCCAGAGGACUCAGGUGGAGGGGCCACAAAGACAAAUGUGACCCCAUCACAAGCUAGCCCUGUUACCAAAGGCCAUGUCCUGUCUCAGCUCACCACCCUCAUAACUAGUCUCCUCCUGCCUCCCAAGGGACAAGAUAAGUGCAGAUGGCUGUCUUGAUUUCUCCAGAGCAGACCCCUGGCAAGGGUCUCAAGACGCACUUGUGAGGCUGAGUUGACCAGCCAGAUGCACUUGGCUCUUGUUGACCCUCUGCACGCUCUCUAAUGGGGUCUGAACCUCAGUUAGGGCACAAUGAUCCCUGCCUCCCUCCCUCAGCAGGACAUCAUGUAGGUGACAAUUUAGGGGACAAGCCAAGGGACCCCCCAAUGCCCUGUGUUCAUCUGUUCCUGCAAAUGUGUGGCUGGGAUGUGCCCAGGAAGGCUGACAGGGCAGGAAAAUUGAUCUGAGGCCAAGCAUCCAGUGCUCCUGCUCCACCUCCCUAGCACAUUAGCGGUGAUGCCAGUGACUUAACCUACAGCUUGGGGAACCUCAGAGGCUCCACAUUCAAGCCUCUUGGGGGAAAUUCGGCAAACACCCAUGCCCAACCUCCACACUGUAUUUCCUGUGAUCGUUCCAGCAGACUCUGGAUUGCAGCGAGGGCUGUUGACUACAUGUGGAACUGUGAGAUGGAAGGGACGAUGGGCGGCAGCUCCAGGGAGGAGCAUCGAGCCAGAUAUCGUCCCUGGGAGGCUGGGCCUGGUGAUGUGGCAGCAUCUUGCUCCCUGGGAGGUGAUGGGCGUGCCAGGGACGCUCGCUCAGGGAACGUGGGCCAAGUCCUCUGAACACGAAGCUUGCCGAGGGGCUGAUUCCUGUGAAUUCUGAAAGGACUUGGGGCGUCCAGCAAGAGCAGGGGCUUAGAUGGUGGUUCCAGGGCUGGUGUUGCUGACUGGGGCGAGUGGACCCCCAGGGUGGGCAUGGAGUGGGGCACUGGCCGGGAGCCUCUGCCUUGCUGUAUCCUGGCUGAAUGACCCCAGGUGAGGACCAGAAACGCUGUUAUCACUGUUUCUGCGGCACCUGAUAGACUCACCUAUGCCAAGGAAACUUUUUUUUUUUUGGUUUCUGCGGGACUUGCCGUGCUCAGAUCCUCCAUUUAAGAGAGCUACAGACAUGGGGGUGCUGGUGAGCAGGAGCCGAGACUGUCUGGGGUGGGACCGACCAAGAGUUCAAGGUGUCCAGGGGGUGACGUGAAGAUGACCUAUCGCAGAGGGUCCCUUCUCAUUCACGCUCUGAAGUCUGCACAGGGGCAGGGGCUACCAUGCUCCAUUUCAGUUUGGCCUCUGUUGUAUCAGCCAGAGGCCAGCAAAACUCUAUGGUCACUUCCCCAUGUCACGGACAAUUUGCCACCCCCACCGGCAGCCCAGGGCUCUGCCUGAAUAUUCUCGCCUGAUCGUAGGAUUGUCAGGAAGUAUGUUCUCAUUGAUCUCUAAGGAAAAUAUUGUUUGCUUUUUAAAAACAUGAUCUUGUACAAUUUUAUUGAU